AUGUUAUAUCUAACAUCACUUUCGAAGAGCGACGAGGCCAUGAGAGAAGCAAGAGAAGAAGAUGUCCAUGUACUUGGAAAAAAGAUGGCCGGAACAAGCGAAAUUCUAAAAACCAAACCGCGUCUCGCAUAUGAUUUGCCUUACACAACUGCUGUGAUUAAGGAAACGCUUCGCAAGGCUCCAGCUGCAUCAAGUUCUAGACAAGGAUAUGCAGGUGUCACUCUUAUGAUGACAAAGGUAAAGCAUGUCCUACCGAUCGUGCAGUUUACUUCGAAGACCAUGGAGGCAUGCAACGAGCACCUAAGUUCUGUGAUGAUGAAGUCGAAGGUUUUGUUGGCGUAUACUUCAAAAGAGUUUCUGCUCGAAGAUGCAUAUGAGAGAUAUGAUAAGGCUCAUCGGAGGGAAGGAUUACUGACGUACAAGGGAGAAAGGACACGUCAGAAUGAGGAAGCAGCAGCACACCCGAGUACCCAUUAUGUCUAG
Messenger RNA from Sclerotinia sclerotiorum 1980 UF-70, 483 nucleotides. RefSeq lists its product as hypothetical. The record is from RefSeq and is a predicted model, not a curated record. The coding region runs from base 1 to 483 and encodes 160 amino acids. The transcript has 2 exons. Gene Ontology annotation, molecular function: heme binding; iron ion binding; oxidoreductase activity, acting on paired donors, with incorporation or reduction of molecular oxygen. NCBI's taxonomy places the organism in Eukaryota, Fungi, Ascomycota, Leotiomycetes, Helotiales, Sclerotiniaceae.